This is a messenger RNA of Miscanthus lutarioriparius, 771 nucleotides long. NCBI's taxonomy places the organism in Eukaryota, Viridiplantae, Streptophyta, Magnoliopsida, Poales, Poaceae. The record is from the annotation of a GenBank genome assembly.
AUGCAGGUGCGCUGCGACGUCUGCGGCGCCGCGCCGGCCGCCGUGGUCUGCUGCGCCGACGAGGCCGCGCUCUGCUCCGCCUGCGACCGCCGCGUCCACCGCGCCAACAAGCUCGCCCACAAGCACCGCCGCAUACCGCUCCUCCAGCCCGCCUCCGGCAACGACGACUACGACGCUGCCGCAAACGCCGCCGCGCUGCUCUGCGACGUCUGCAAGGUCCGGUGCAUGCUUCGGCCGGAGAGGGAGAGGAUCGGAUUCGGAGCUGCUGCUGCUGCUGACAUGGUUGGUGCCCCCUCCCCUGACGACGACGACUGCGGCCGCGGCAACGGCGCCGCCUGCGAGCCCGACGCUGUGCCCGCCCUCGGCGCGCAGGGCUCCUGCGCGGCCAAGGCCUCGGCUCUUGAGUCCGGCGGCGUAGGCGGCGGCAGCAGCAUCUCCGACUACCUCACCAACAUCUGCCCCGGCUGGCGCGUCUACGACCUCCUCUUCGACGACCCCGCGUUCUCAGCGGCAUCGAAGGCCGGCUACAGCGACGACGGCCACGAGCAGGUGCCGUCCCUGGACGCCGACCUCUUCGACGUGGUGGCCGGCGGCCGGCCGGGGAAGCGCGGAGGCGCGUGGUCCGGCGGCGGACCGCUGUGCUUCGACAAGGUGCCGGCCUCCGUCGUGGUCCUUCCGACGGCGGCCAAGCAGCAGCAGGGGUGCGUGAGGGAGAGGAGCUGGAACUCCGACAGCGACAGCGACGUGUUCGCGGUGCCGGAGUUCCCGUAG